This is a messenger RNA of Cooperia oncophora, 675 nucleotides long. The record is from the annotation of a GenBank genome assembly. NCBI's taxonomy places the organism in Eukaryota, Metazoa, Nematoda, Chromadorea, Rhabditida, Trichostrongylidae.
AUGAUGCGCAAGUCCGCAACAGCAGAUAGUUCACCACUUUUCCACUCGAGAGCGGGUGGCGAUAGCGCCAGAGGAUUAAAGGAGUUCCGAGGUGACGAAGACGGCGCAGCUGACACGAAAAAGGAGAAGAAACGCAAGCAACGAGAUCAGAAUAGGCCUAAGGUGAGUGUUAGAAGAACAGGUUUAACCAGGCUACACUUGAUCUUGUUCGAUGACGAAGAGGAUGACGGUGGUGAAUGGACGCCAAUCACCAAAGAGAAGCAAGUUCAAUUAUUCGAACCAAAACAAGAAGUCACGCAUGAAGCAAUGAUCGGUAAGUUGACCGAAGUGAUGGCUUCACGUGGACGCCUUGGAACGAAUAGAAAGCAGCAUGUUCGUUUACUGCAAGAAUUGUACAAGAUUGCAGAGGAGAAGAAACUUGGAGUUGGAAUUUCCGUGAAAAUUCUGUUCAAUAUUAUUUCGUCACUUUUCGAGCUGAACACCAAGAUUAGCGACUUCAUGGAAUUUGCAAACUUCAAUAAGACGCUUCUUGCUGUCACAGAACUACUCGAUAUUUUGAUAGAGCAUCCAGAAGUCAAGCUUUCCGUCAAAUACACCGAGGAAGAGGAGAACUUGAAGGAUGAUUCCAUGCCAUACAAGAUCCAGGGAUCGCUGUUGAUGACGACUGAAGGGUGA